AUGGAGCAUGGGCCGGCCUGGUGGCUCGACGUCAUGUGCCCGAGCGUCGCCGACAUGAGGGAGCUGCGCAAGUUCCUCCCUCUUCACCCGCUCACGAUCGAGGACAUCCUGCACCAAGAGACGCGCGAGAAGAUCGAGUCGUUCGCCACCCUCGGCUACUACUUCGUCGUCUUUCGCGCCCUCGACGAGUCGUACUUUCGCUACACCUCGCCGACGACCUCGCCCUCGAGCAGUGUCGGCGUCGGCGCCGUCAACCUGUACCUCGUCGUGUUCGGCGACGGCAUCAUCUCCUUCCACUUCGAGCCUCUCGACCAGCACGUCGAGCGUGUGCAGGGCAAGCUCCAGCAGUUCGGCAUCUCGCGCAACUUCUCGUCGCACUGGAUCGCCUACAGCCUCAUGGACUCGAUCGUCGACUCGUUCUUCCCGAUCAUGGACUACAUCGAGGGCGAGUCGAACGAGCCCGACGAGAACCUGUUCAGCCAGACGCGGUUCGACCGGUCCGUCAUGCUCAAGCGCAUCACCGACAUGCGCAAGCUCGUGACGGGCCUGAGCCGGCUCCUCGGGCCCAAGAUGGACGUCGUGCGCGGUCUGCGCAAGCGUACGAUGGAGGAGAACCUCGGCCUGUUCAAGAGCGAUGCCAAGCACGACAUCGCCGUCUACAUCGGCGACCUGCAAGACCACAUCGUCGCCAUGCAGCAAUCGCUCGUCUUCUACGACGCCAUCCUCGCGCACGACCACCCGGCGUACCUGUCGCUCCUGCGGUUCUCGCUCGUCGGCGCCAAGCGCGGCACCGACAUGGCGCUCGUCAAGCUGUACAUCGUCACGCUCACGUUCCUGCCGAUCAACAUCUGGACGUCCAUGUUCGGCAUGAACGUGACGGUGCCGCACAACGGCAACCCGGACUACGACCACAACUACGCCGACGGGCGCAAGGCGCCGCACAACCUGUUCAUCAUCGUCGCCGUCGGGUCGCUCGUCGUCGCGGCAGCCGUGUGGCUCGGCGUGUGGCUCAUCUUCCGCUCGAGCCGCAGGCAGGCCAAGCGCCGAGGACCCGCCAUGAGAUAG
Messenger RNA from Rhodotorula graminis WP1, 1065 nucleotides. RefSeq lists its product as uncharacterized. The transcript has 7 exons. Lineage: Eukaryota; Fungi; Basidiomycota; Microbotryomycetes; Sporidiobolales; Sporidiobolaceae. Gene Ontology annotation, biological process: magnesium ion transmembrane transport; intracellular magnesium ion homeostasis. Gene Ontology annotation, cellular component: plasma membrane. The coding region runs from base 1 to 1065 and encodes 354 amino acids. The record is from RefSeq and is a predicted model, not a curated record. Gene Ontology annotation, molecular function: magnesium ion transmembrane transporter activity.